Molecule: messenger RNA, 3839 nt
Organism: Triticum dicoccoides
Lineage: Eukaryota; Viridiplantae; Streptophyta; Magnoliopsida; Poales; Poaceae
Product: gamma-tubulin complex component 3-like
Exons: 7
Coding region: 171-2624 (817 amino acids)
Biological process (GO): meiotic cell cycle; microtubule nucleation; cytoplasmic microtubule organization
Cellular component (GO): gamma-tubulin complex; microtubule organizing center; spindle pole
Molecular function (GO): gamma-tubulin binding; microtubule minus-end binding
Source: RefSeq, a predicted model, not a curated record
CCCAAAUCGACAGCGAGACGCCAUGGCGAUUCAGUUCUAGCUAGGUCUACCUCCCGAUUCCCCUUCCUUCUCGGCCGGCCGGCUUGGACUGCCGCACCAGCUGCUCGCCGCCGCUGCCGGCCCCUUCUCGCGCCGCAUCCGGGAGAACCCUAGCGCCCACGUCCUCCCCGAUGGACGAGCACCAGGCCGGGGAUCUCGUCAAGGAGCUCGUCCUCCGCCUCGUCCCCGCCGACUCCGGGCGCGACGCGGGCGGCGCGCUGCGGUUCGCGCACCGGCUGCUCUCCAGCCGCCUCGCCCCGGCCGUCCUCCCCGACGAGCACGCGCUGGCGGAGUCCAUCAAGCGCCGCCUCGCCGCCUCCGGCCGCCCCGACGACGCCCUCGCCUUCGCCGACCUCCACUCCAAGCUCUCCGCCCGGUCCCGCCCCGCCUCCCUCUGGCCGCUCCUCUACCUGCUCGACUCGCUCUCCUCCCACCGCCGCGGGGCCGCCUCCUGCCUCCCCGACCUCCCCACCGCCGCGCCGCCGAGGCAUGCCACCUCGCGGGCGCCAGGCACGCCGGCCGGCGGCGUGGCGCUCGUCUCCAACGACCCGGACAACAUCCGCGAGAUCGCGCUGCGGGAGUACACCGAGCUGGUGCUCGACGAGACGGAGGUGUCGGAGGCCACGCUGGUGCGCGACGUGCUCUACGCCUGCCAGGGCAUCGACGGCCGCUACGUUCGGUACGACAAGGCCAGCGACACCUACGACCUGCCCGGCGGAGUCCGCGUGCCCGGCUCCACUCGCACCCUGGUACGCACGCUGUGCGAGGUCGGCUGGCUGUUCCGCAAGGUGCGAGGCUUCAUCUCCGACAAUGUGAGCCGCUUGCCCUCCCAUGCCGCCACCGAGGUCGGCACUGUUGCUCAGGCCUUCUGCUCAGCUCUACAGGAGGAACUGUCUGAUUACUAUAAGCUACUUGCAGUUCUAGAGUCGUACUCGUUGAAUCCGAUCCCAACACCUGGGUCUGAUUCGGGCGUGUCAGGCAAUUACCUCUCGCUGCGGCGUCUUGUUGUGUGGCUUGCUGAGCCUGCGGUGAAAAUGCGAUUGAUGGCCGUCUUGGUGGAUGGAUGCCGUGGUUUGAGAGGUGGUGGAAUGGCUGGUGCGAUCCAUGGGCACGCGCAGCAUGGGGAUCCCAUGGUUCAAGACUUUAUGGCCCGCUUGCUGCGGCGAGUCUGCUCACCCCUGUUUGAAAUGGUCCGAAGCUGGGUGCUUGAAGGUGAAUUGGAGGACGUAUUUGGCGAGUUCUUCAUUGUUGGGCAGCCAGUUAAGGCUGAAUCUUUGUGGCGGGAGGGCUACCUUAUUCAGUCUGAUAUGCUACCGAGUUUCAUUUCUCCGGUGCUGGCACAAAGGAUCCUCAGAACAGGGAAGUCGAUCAACUUUCUCAGAGUUUGCUGUGAUGAUAAUGGUUGGGCUGAGGCUGCCACUGAGGCUGCAGCCUAUGUUGGCACCACGACAAGUCGAGGUGGGCUUGGUUAUGGGCAGAUUGAUGCUUUGGAGGCAUUGGUGGUUGAAGCAGCCAAGAGGAUUGAUCAACGUUUGAUGGAUGUGAUCCAUAAGCGAUACCGAUUUAAAGACCAUUGUCUUGCUAUCAAGAGAUAUUUGCUUCUCGGGCAGGGUGAUUUUGUUCAGUAUCUGAUGGAUGUUGUUGGUCCAGAGUUGUCAGAACCAGCCAAUAGAAUUAGCUCCUUCCACCUUGCUGGCUUGCUUGAAACUGCAAUACGUGCAUCUGAUGCGCAAUAUGAUGACCGUGACAUCUUGGACCGGAUAAGAGUAAAGAUGAUGGAUCACGGAGAUGGUGAUCGUGGCUGGGAUGUCUUCUCCUUGGAGUAUGACGCUAGGGUCCCUCUGGACACGGUGUUCACAGCUUCAGUCAUGAAGAUGUACCUCAAGAUAUUCAACUUCCUAUGGAAGCUUAAGCGCGUUGACCAUUCUCUGACUGGAGUCUGGAAGACAAUGAAGCCUAAUUGCAUUGUUUCUUCCCCAUUUUACAAGGAAGGGACAAGCAUCAGGGCUCAGUUUGUUUCAGUUCUUCGGAAAUGCCAAGUUCUGUUCAAUGAAAUGAACCAUUUUGUGACCAACUUCCAGUACUACAUUAUGUUUGAGGUCCUGGAGGUUUCCUGGGCUCGUUUUUCAGAAGAAAUGGAUGCAGCAAAAGAUUUGGAUGAUCUUCUCAUGGGACAUGAUAAGUAUCUCACUUCAAUUGUGGAGAAGUCCCUCCUGGGCGAGCGGUCCCUGGGAAUUUUGAGAAAUCUUUUUGCUUUGUUUGACAUCAUAUUACAGUUCCGCAGCCAUGCUGAUAGGUGGUUUGAACGGAUAUAUGAGUUGCAACUAAGGGGAAAGAGUAAACCGAAAACAAAAUCCAAGGAAACAGGUUCAUGGCUGGAGGGGGGCAGAAAAGCCAUGAUUCAACUCGCAGGGGAACUGUUUCGGAAAAUGGGUGAAGAUUUGGAUAGCAUUGCGAAAGAUUAUACAGCUUCUCUCGACUCAUUUAUCUCCCAGUUGCCCCUGCAGCAACAUGUUGAUUUGAAGUUCCUUCUCUUUCGUUUGGACUUCACUGAAUACUACAGCCGUGUUUCAUCCAACAAAUGAAAUGAGUGUGUGCUUCUAAUGUGGAAGAAAUAGGUGUUAGAUACACUUUUUGGUUGGGGUGGGUGCUUAUCAUUGAUCAAUAUCUGAUAUUUCUCGCCCACAUUAGUUAGUACCUUUUUUAGUUUUAGUUCAUUUUUUUGUAGUAUAUUUGAAGUGCUGGUAUUUGCUUCUCAAGAUGGCUUUGGUAACACUGAAAUAUCUUUGACUUGUGUGACUGGGUUGAUUAUUUAUGUAUUGUGAAUUGAGUGCCAGCAUUUUCUCAAAUACUACACUUGGUACUUCCACCUCAUAAUUUCACAAAAAAGCAAUGCAUCUGUUUGGUAUCCAGAUCAUGCUUCACACAGAGCUCAUUCUAUCAUAUGUAUUGCGUCAUACAUUUUUUUUCCUUUCUGCCUUUCAAAGGAAUAUAAUGUUCACUCACUGCAGUUCUACAGUUGUGUAUUGGUAACUCUGCCGUCAUAUUUCUUUAUGAAUCCACGACUGAUUUCAGACUACUGUGCAUUGAUAAUUCUAGAAGGUGUUUUGCUUAUGAACAUGACCGCGACAACAGAUCUCAGACUUACUUUCUUGGAAUUUGAUAAAUAUUUGCUAGGCUCAUGAAAAACUGAUGAAGCAACACUCUAAAAUCCAGGAUGUACAUGAACAGCUUGUUUCUGCUAAACAGUUGAAAAGAAAGUUAAUGCUCUCAAAGCUAAGCUUAAUGAUGAAAGUGUAUUAGUUAUGUCAUUUGACGCACAGAUUGUUGAUUGGCAAGGAAAAGUACAUGAAAUGGAGGGAGCGUCUCAAGGGGAAAGUGAAAGAAAGGAAUCAAAUAAUAGCAGAUGAAAAUCAGAAGCUGUGCGCUUUGAGCUCCGAGAUUGAGGGCCUCAAAUUUGUGUUCUGAAGUUGCUCCAGUAAGGACUGCUGCCACAGCAGAACAGCAGAAAAUUCACGCAAAAUUCAACAACAUUGUGAAGGCGUUCAACACCUACAUGGGUAGCGUCGACCCUUUCCUCAAGCGACUCGAGGAAGUGGGCAGGUUAGAUCACCAUCUAAAUGUAAUUCAACAACAUUUCUGACACUGGGUUAGCUGUGCUUCUUACCAGUACACGGAUGGAAAACCCUGUACAUAUCUCUGUUUAUGUGUGCAUGAUGCUGUAGUAGUGCCUCUAGCUGCUAUUUGUGUGCUGAACUAUGUAUAUGCCGGUUGGUUCAGAUCGGAGCUAUUUAUUGAUC